AUGAAAAGAAUUAGCAUACUGCUUGAAGUAGUCACUAUUGUUUUAUUUGUUAAUUAUUUGACAGCAGCUCCAUCAUGCUCUAUUUAUGAUCCAUUCCGAAUACAGCCUGAUGAUAACAAAUACCAGAUCGGUGCAGCAUUUCCAUUACAUGAUGAAGAUUGUGUGAAAUUACAUGAGGAAGCAGUUCAGGAUAUUGUUGCAGUUCAAUGGGCACUAACUCAUUGGAAUCAAAAUUUGAAGACUAACAAUUUAAAAACCAGUUUCUAUGCCGGUGACACAUGUUCAAAACCGAAAGAGGCAAUUUCGCAAACACUCAAAUUUUUGGAUUCACUUGGUUUCUACGAGCCUGAUGAAUGCAGCACAGGAAAUCAGAAUUUCCGCCAACUUCUUGGAUUAUUUUUGCCGAAAGAUGCUGCAUCGGCAAAAGCAGUCGCUUCAAUUCUCCAACCUACACCGUUACCAUUGUUGGCGUACAAUUAUGCAGCAGCUGAUGAAUUGACACAAAUGAAUGUUUCUCAUUUCGCUACAACUGCACCAACACUGACAGUUUUCAUCGAUCUUAGAAAAUUACUUGCUGGAAAAAAUUUUGGAACUGAUAAAACGUGGAUUGUAAUUGAAUUGGAUGCGGACAAACAACAAUCUAAACCGUCAGAGUUUGUUAUAGAUUCAGAUGUUCAGAUAAUAUAUUUGCGUCAACAACAGCGUGAUUUAUCCCAUUUCAAGAAUUACUUUUUGCGAUUGUUAAGCAACAACUAUCAGUCCUAUUCCUUACUCAGUUCGUUCAUGCAACAGAUGUGCAACUGUACUAUGUCGAAUGCAAAUAAUGGUGAUGACUGCUCUAAGACUGAUAUUCAAACGAUGGCACUUAAUUAUAAGCAGACAUCAACUGCCGAAUCCAUAAUUAAAGCCAUUUAUGCUUUUACUGCUGUUGCUGCUAGACUAGAGAAAAAACCAAUGGCAUUAACACUAUGUACUAAACCAUCCCCGAAAUGCACGGAAUUAAUUAUGACCGAACUAGAAUCAUUGAUUUAUGAAUUUAAUGUCAAUGAUCCAGCGGAAUUAGUUGGCACAAAUUUGCAUUUUUACUGGGAAUCGAAUACAACAUUGAUGUCGAAUGGGAUUGUAAUCGAAGGAAUAGAAAUGGUUGAUAACAAGCAGCUAGGUGUUAUGGAAGUUAAGAUAAUGGAAUAUGAAACUGGAAUUAAGCCACGAUUUACUAUGACUACACCGCAAAGUAAAAUUCAUUCUACAUGUGCGCCAUAUCGAUCUUAUUGUGGCCAAUGUGACUACACAGUAAAAAUUGAUCAAAAGAGGUUUUACUUACCAAACCCACGACCACAUCAUUUAUACAUUAUUGGUUUAUUUGAUUUUCAUGGCGGCCGUACUUGUCAGUCCUAUAGAAAUUCAGAUAUUUCACUUCCGCUUGCUUUUUUAUAUACGUUGGCGACCUUUUCUCAACGCCAUCCACAAAUAAGCCUACUUCGGAACUUAGACAUAGGUUCUAUAUUGAUCGAUUCAUGUUCAUCGGGACGAAAAGCUGUUGAAACAGUAAUACUUGCAGAAAAUUACUGCUUUACCUUCGAACAAGGUGGUGGUCAAAAUAUCACAGUAGUUCCAGGAUCUGUUUUUGGAUAUGCAUCUGCCUUAAGUGGUCGCGUGGGUGAAGCACUGAAAGGACUUUUCGUAUCCGGCGAUAGCUUGUUGGUAUCAUUGGACGCAAAUCAUGAUGCCGCAUUAGAUAUAAUUUCCGCCGUCCCAUCAAGAAAGAAAGAAAUCGUGGCGCUUCUCAAACUGCUCAAAAAGUUUUCUUGGGAAUACAUCUCCAUUGUAGUUUCUGAUCAAGAUGAUUCAUCAUUGAGCACUUAUCGACAGUUUGAAAAAUUGGCUGGAGAAAAUGGUAUUUGCAUAGCUGAAGUUAAAGCAGUAAAUGGAGAAGAAGUAGAUCCAACAACAACAGCUAAUGUUACCAUACUUUUCACAACUGCUUCCGACGCAGCUACAUAUUUCACCGCUAAACUCCGUAGAGAAUCCCUUUAUCCGCAUGUUCAUAUUGUCAAUGGAGAUGCUCAUGACUUUUACCUACAUGACCCAUUUAAUGUUGCAAGAUUUGUAGGCACCCUAUCUUUGCAACCUAAGGAUGUAAUAUAUGACGAAUUUCGUGCUUGGCUAGAAAAUAUUACACCACUUAGCCUACCGGAAAAGUGGUACUGGGAAUACGUUGAAAAUCGAUGGCAAUGCGCUCUAUCUGAAGCAAAUCGAAACUUUUAUGAAGGCAAAAUGUGUACUGGUGAUGAGUUAUUAGAUCUGCCAAGUUUAGGAAGGAUGACGAAAAGCGGAUACUUUGUACGUGGCUUGGAACGCUUCCUAUUUGCGUUGGAUGCUGUCUAUAAGCAACUGUGCCCAGAACAAGUUGGUGUUUGUGACGAAUUCUACAUGAAAGGACGGGAACAAAUUUCGAAAAUUCUUAAAAAAGCACAGAUUGAGCACGAUUUUGUUAUCUACGAAUUUGUGCCAGACGGGGAAGGUGCAUAUGCUUACCAAAACAUUGGAAACUACUCGGACAAAAGUGGCUUCAAAUUUUCGAAACAAUAUCAAUAUUUCGGUGCCGUUGAUCAUGUAUCGGAUGGAGCAUCACAACCAAAAAUUAUGUCACGAUGCAUUUCACCAUUGUGCAGAUGUUUCUUGAAGGUAAAUUCGAUGAAAUUAUCAUCUCCGGUGAUUGAUGAAUUCGGUACAUUUGCCGGUUCGUACAUUCGUCGCGUACCUACAAAUGAUGCUUUCCGACAGCUUCAAUUUCCAUCAGUUAAUAAAAAAAUUUUGGAUCAGUUAACAGCAGGCCAGUGGCGAGUGCAAACAUGGAAUUAUGCACUAGCAGCAAUAAUAACUGUAAUGUUGAUCGGAGCGCUGGGAGUACUAUUCCUAGCAAUAAUCAAAUUGUACUUCCGAGUUAUCAAAGGAAAUCAAUCAUUGGGAUUAUCAUUGCUUGUGGGUGUCAUUGUCCUUUAUAUCACUGGAUAUGUUUUCAUCUUUGAAUCAACUGAUACUAUUUGUCGACUUCGAAUUGUAUUGCAUCCAUUGGGUUAUGCAUUUUGUUUUGGAGUAAUGAUUGCCAAAGCAACACAAUUAAAAAAUGCUGAAUCAUUGGGAUUUUCUGAUGCUAUUCACAUUAGCUAUUGGAACUAUUGGCUUUUAUUGCUAUUCAUAAUGGGCGUUCAAAUUGCACUUUCUUCAAAGUGGCUAACAGAAGAAUUUGCAUCAGUAGUAGUAUUGGAUGAUGGACAAUCACGCUCAGUUUGUAAAUAUGGUGAUGACGAAUUCCUGUUAUCACAGGCUUAUGUUAUUAUACUUCUAUUCUUGGCACUCUGUCUUAAUAGCACUAAUAAAAAUAUCAAACGCAAUCACAAAGAAACAAAGUGGCUGUUCAUAUCAUCACUAAGUUGUGUCAUUCUAUGGAUUAUUUGGAUGACUGUUUAUAUUUUAAUUCCUUCACCAUAUAAGGAUACGGUUGUUGUUUUUGAGCUACUUUUAUGCGCAUCCGUUUUACUUGGAUUUAUUUUCGGUCCAAAGAUUUAUAUAAUGCUGUCAUAUGAACCAGUAGUUGUCGAGGUGCGUCCGCAAAAUGUGAUGAAAGAUUUUGUUAUCGAUAACGAUUUGUUUGAAAAAGAGGAAAACUCGGAACGGACCUCCUCGCCAUCGAAUAGCUUAGAAUCACGGAAAAGUCACAUUCAUUCAACUUGCAGUGUAGUAAACUGCAAAAAUUCACCAGCAUGCACAAGAGCUGAUUAUAAUGAUGAUGAUCAGAUUCCAAUAUUUCGCACCAUAAUGCGAAAGAAGAAUCAUGUGGGACGCUCGCAUUCUGCAGACAGACAAAGAAGUGUUGGUAGAAUAAUUCAACAGACAGUGGCGCCAACCAAAAUGCUUGGCAAUAAUACAAAAGAUGGAAAUAGAGAUGAAGCUGAUCAACAAAGAGCUAUACCGGAUCCGAUAACACAGAUGGAAGACAAUCACUGA
Acanthocheilonema viteae is the source of this 4011-nucleotide messenger RNA. NCBI's taxonomy places the organism in Eukaryota, Metazoa, Nematoda, Chromadorea, Rhabditida, Onchocercidae. The record is from the annotation of a GenBank genome assembly.